Molecule: messenger RNA, 3154 nt
Organism: Aspergillus brunneoviolaceus CBS 621.78
Lineage: Eukaryota; Fungi; Ascomycota; Eurotiomycetes; Eurotiales; Aspergillaceae
Product: ATP-binding protein
Exons: 1
Coding region: 124-2973 (949 amino acids)
Cellular component (GO): mitochondrial outer membrane
Molecular function (GO): ATP hydrolysis activity; ATP binding
Source: RefSeq, a predicted model, not a curated record
UCGGGCUCCUACUCCGUGGUCGCAACUUCACCGCCGAUGCAGACGAAGGUUUUGGUGCAGCAUUAGCACUCUCUUCCGUACCUCACAAUCUGGUGGCCUCGCUCACCCUGGAUGUAUCCGCCAAUGCCCCAAGGCAGGUUCCUUUGGUCUCUGGCGCGACCCUGUCGGUUUAUCGCCCAUCGCCGCUUUCCCGCCGCAAUCCUCGCCCAUUCACGGCGAUUCCAUCCCUCGCCAGCAUGGCUCUCAUCCACCCCAUCUGACCCUCAGGACCCUCGCGACUCGGCGAAAGAUACCGUCACCGGUGACAUUCCGACCCUAAAUGCUGAACCAGACCUCGCCCACCGCGAUACCUCCGAGACCAAACCGGCGUCGGAGCAGCAUGAAAACAAGACUGAUAAGCCCUACGGUUCAGCUCUUCGGAGGGUAAUGAGGAACCGGAAAGCGUCAGCGCAAUUAACUGUUCCCGUCACUACGGUACCAGAGUGGUUUCGUCAGCGCAAUAUCGUCGUUCAUGAUGGGAAGGGCGAAAAUGCCGGAGUCUCGGUACAACAAGUGCAGAUUCGGUCAACGUCGGAUCUCAACGCGGAGAAAGCGUCCUCAGUCGAAAGGCUCGGUCAAGGUGGUCAUGGCGAGGGCCCACCGGCCUCGGACGAGUCUACGCCGCAAGAGAACCGCUACGCCUUGACGGAUGCCAUGUGGGAGGAGCUGUGUGCAUCUGCACGCGCUGGUAUGCGUCUGCCGCCGGCAAGGUACGCCCAAGAACCCUCAGCCCGGAAGUCACAUCUGGUUCUGCAGUAUCCGGGUGCAGAUGGGAUCUUGUUUCUGGACGCGGUAGUCAAGAGGUUGGCUCAGGAGGUUGGCGCAGACCUGGUGACGCUGAACGCACAGGACAUCGCAGAGUUAUGUAGCGAACAGGAUCUGACGGAUACCGGGAAAACCGAUGCGAUUCGUUCCCUGGGCUAUGAUGUAUAUCGACCUACUAUGCCGGAGGCUUCACAAGAUGGAGUGGAUUCGAGUGAGGCCGACAAUGAUGACGAAACUCUGCAACCAUUGCACUCAUCAUCCGAUCUUCCGGCAGUUGGUCAACGAUUCAUCUUAGGAUCGUCUGGAGAAAUCCAUGACGUACUAUCUAGGUUGAAGUUGUUCAAUCCGGCAGCGGAUGGCGCGAACGCCGCAUCGAGACCAGAAAGUAGACGACUUCGGCUUGCCCGUCAACUCAUUUCCCCCUCUAGUAGGAAGCCUGCACCACCGGCGUUGAAAGAGGCGGACGGCGACGCGCCCGUAAAAUCGGCGGUUUCCGAGCCCGAAGCGACCCCAGCCGCUCGCGAUGUCAUCGUCCAGGUCCAGGACUACGACGAGAUUCAGGAUACUCGCGAAGGCGCCAAGUUCAUAAUCAUCCUGCGGAAAGCAAUUGAAGAAAAGCGCAAGGCCGGAUCCCGGGUCUUGUUUGUUGGGACGAUGGCACAGGAAGCCGCACCUGGUGCAGAUUCCUCUCGACUAAUGCAGAAUGCUCCCGAUGACCAGUUUUCUCAAGUGCUGCUUGUCACGCCUGACAUGAGCUCGGAGGCGGCAGCGCGUACAUUUGCAGAGGACCAACGGAAGCGGACGUUAGAUAUCAACAUCCGCCACAUUCAGGACAUGCUUCGCACGCGACUGCACGAACAAGCCGCCGCACUCAAGGAUGAUCUCUUCCGUGAUCGUGCCUGGCCAUUGGACUCGUCUCUUGUGGAACAGAGUGGCUUGGAAGAGCGGUAUUGGUCUUAUUCCCAAGUCCACUGGGUCUGCACGCUGGCACUCGGCUCUCUCAAGGCUGGUGAACAGUUUGGUUUUGAGCACGUUCGUCGAGGCAUUGAAAUGACACAGCAGAGCGAACGGGCCAAGAAAGACUGGCUGCAAGAAAAGGCGCCCAAAGCUAAAGCAGGAGGCGCAGCAGGCGACCGAGAGCGCUUGCUGAGCUCUUUACGAAAGACGUGCAACUCAUAUGAGAAGAAGCUGCUGAACGGAGUUGUUGAUGCGCAGAGUAUCCGGACCACGUUUUCGGACGUUCAUGUGCCUCCAGAGACUAUCGACGCCCUCAAAACACUGACUUCGCUGUCUCUGAUCCGCCCCGAGGCGUUCACCUACGGUGUUCUGGCUACGGACAAGAUUCCUGGUCUACUGCUCUACGGGCCGCCUGGAACCGGUAAGACACUCCUGGCCAAGGCUGUAGCCCGCGAGAGUGGUGCCACCGUUCUUGAAGUCAGCGGCUCGGAAGUUUAUGACAUGUACGUGGGUGAAGGUGAGAAGAACGUCAAGGCUAUCUUUACGCUCGCGAAGAAGCUCAGCCCAUGUGUCGUUUUCAUUGAUGAGGCGGACGCCAUCUUUUGCUCUCGGACCCGUGCCAGCAGCCGUACCUCGCACCGGGAGCUCAUCAAUCAGUUCCUGCGCGAGUGGGACGGGAUGAACGACCUCUCUGCCUUCAUCAUGGUUGCCACGAACCGACCUUUUGAUCUUGAUGAUGCUGUUCUGCGACGUCUUCCCCGCCGCCUUCUGGUUGAUCUUCCGACUGAGCAGGAUCGGCAGGCCAUCUUGAAGAUCCAUCUGAAGGACGAACUUCUCGACAGCACAAUCGACCUUGCGGAGUUGGCGCGCCGCACUCCGCUGUAUUCAGGUUCUGACUUGAAGAACCUUUCAGUGGCUGCCGCAUUGGCCUGUGUGCGAGAGGAGAACGAACUGGCGGCACAGCACCAAGGCGAUGAGCCCUACCAGUACCCAGCCCGACGCACGUUGACCUGGAAGCACUUUGAACGGGGGAUGGAGGAAAUCAGUGCAUCCAUCAGCGAGGACAUGGCAUCUUUGUCCGCCAUCCGGAAGUUCGAUGAACAAUAUGGUGAUCGCAAAGGACGGCGGAAGAAGAGUCCCGGCUGGGGAUUUAUCCCGGCUCCCGCGGACGCAUCAGCGGCGGCCGAAGAGGCUGCGCGCGUACGGACCUGACCGGAGGGCUUCGAUGAGCAUUCUUGUAUAGAUCAACUGUUAUUUCACUCUACUAUAUGGUUUUGGAGGUUUCGGACUGGAGCGGACUGGGAUGGAAGGGCAGGCAGGCAAUGACGACCAAUUGUACACUAAUUAGCGACAUGAACCUGUAACAAUAUUGCAGAUACCUGCUAUCUUCUGG